GAAGCCUUCUGGGUGCUGGAAACAUUCUGUAUCUUUUUUUUUUUAAUGCUUACCACUUUAUUAUAAAGAAUGCAAGAGAGGAGGGUAUAGCUCAGUGGUAGUCCAUGCUUAGAGUGCAAGAGGUCCUGGGUUCAAUCCUCAGGACUUCCAUUAAAAAAAAAAAAGCCCUCCUGAUAAAGGAUACAGAUGAGCAGUCAGGUGAAGAGGUAUACAGGGUGAAGUCUGGAAGGGUCCGGAGUUCAGAGGCUUCUUUCCCCGGGGAACUGGGGUGCACUACUGUCCCAGCACAGGGAUGCAUUCACCAACCCAGAAGCUCCUCUGCAUCUUGACCUGGAGAGUGAGUGUGUAUAUAUACAUAUAUGUUGUAUCUCAAGUGUAUGGUUAAGAUUUGUGCACUUUAAAGCAGUUAUACGUCAACUUAAAAAUCUAGGUAAAUAAAAAUACCUUCAAAAUUCUGAAGAGAGAGAGAGAUUGAGGUUCAGAAAGAAUUGUGUUAAAGCACAAGUCCGUUCCUGUCUGGGGCCUGUGAGGUAGGAGCAGGUGCCGGUCCCCUGUCUCCACCCCUACCCCGUGCCUGGCCCAGGCGCGCACCUGAGCAUUGCAGUUAUCGGAGCUGGCCAAGUAGAGGCUGCCUCCCCAGUCCCGUGAUGUGGCCCAGCUUCCACCUGAUUCUGAGCGACCUUGAGGUCACCUGGGUGUUUCUGGGAAAAGGGAGGAGGAAAGGGGCAGAGAUUAGUUGGUACAGCAGGUGCCCAGCUGCAGUCCCCAGGUCUGCCGUCCCAUCCUGGGGAGAAGAGAACGCUGAGCAGAGUGGGUCAGUGAUGCGGGUGUGAGGCCCCAGCGAAUCCUGAGAAACCAGGUAGUCCAUUGUGGGGGUUCCCCCUGGGCCCACUGCCGACUUCCGGGGCGCUGGGGGCUGGAGGUGGAAGGAGUGCAGGGAGCAGGCUCCAGGGAGGCUGCCCUGGGUUCCAGCGGGUGCUGUGAAUGGCGUGGCAGGUGAGCGUGCUGGAGCUGGAAGACCGCCUGCAGUGCCCCAUCUGCCUGGAGGUCUUCAAGGAGCCCCUGAUGCUGCAGUGCGGCCACUCCUACUGCAAGCGCUGCCUGCUGUCCCUGUCCCGCCACCUGGACUCAGAGCUGCGCUGCCCUGUGUGCCGGCAGGAAGUGGACAGCAGCAGCUCCCCACCCAACGUCUCCCUGGCGCGGGUGAUCGAAGCCCUGCAGCUGCCUGGAGACCCGGAGCCCCAGGUCUGCGCACACCACCGGAACCCGCUCAGCCUCUUCUGUGAGAAGGACCAGGAGCUCAUCUGCGGCCUGUGUGGCCUGCUGGGCUCCCACCAGCAUCAUCGGGUCACACCUGUGUCCACUGUUUAUAGCCGCAUGAAGGAGGAGCUGGCAGCCCUCAUCUCCGACCUGAAGCAGGAGCAGAAGAAGGUGGAUGAGCAGAUUGCCAAACUGGUGAACAACAGGACCCGGAUUGUUAAUGAGUCUGACGUCUUCAGCUGGGUGAUCCGCCGUGAGUUCCAGGAGCUGCACCACCUGGUGGAUGAGGAGAAGGCCCGCUGCCUGGAGGGGGUGGAGGGCCACACACGCGGCCUCGUGGCCUCCCUGGACAUGCAGCUGGAGCAGGCCCGGGGCGCUCGGGAGCGGCUGGUCCAGGCUGAGGGUGUGCUGGAGCAGCUCGGUAACGAGAGUCACCAUGAGUUCAUCCGGAAGUACCACUCCAUGGCCUCCAGAGCAGAGCUCCAGCAGGCCCGGCCCUUGGAAGGUGCAUUCAGCCCCAUCUCCUUCAAACCAGGCCUGCACCAGGCUGACAUCAAGCUGACCGUGUGGAAAAGGCUCUUCCGAAAGGUUCUGCCAGCCCCGGAGUCCCUCAAGCUGGACCCUGCCACGGCCCACCCGCUCCUGGAGCUCUCCAAGGGCAACACAGUGGUGCAGUGCGGGCUCCUGGCCCAGCGGCGCGCCAGCCAGCCUGAGCGCUUCGACUAUAGUACGUGCGUCUUGGCCAGCAGGGGCUUCUCCUGCGGCCGCCACUACUGGGAGGUGGUGGUGGGCAGCAAGAGCGACUGGCGCCUGGGGGUCAUCAAGGGCACGGCCAGUCGCAAGGGCAAGGUGAACAAGUCCCCGGAGCAUGGCGUGUGGCUCAUCGGCUUGAAGGAGGGCCGGGGGUAUGAAGCCUUUGGCUGUCCACGGGUGCCCCUGCCCGUGGCCGGCCACCCCCAUCGCAUCGGCGUCUACUUGCACUAUGAGCAGGGGGAGCUCACCUUCUUUGAUGCCGACCGCCCUGAUGACCUGCGGCCUCUCUACACAUUCCAGGCCGACUUCCAGGGCAAGCUCUACCCCAUCCUGGACACGUGUUGGCACGAAAGGGGCAGCAACUCCCUGCCCAUGGUGCUGCCCCCGCCUAGCGGGCCUGGUCACCUCAGCCCCCCGCAGCCCACCAAGCUGUAGGCAUGCCAGCGGGGCUGCUUUCCCAGCGGGCGCGGUGACACAAGGGGUCUUGCUGGCCCUAGGGAGCAGAGGUGAUGUGUUCAUUGUUUGGGGUGGUCUUCAUGCCUGGGGGUCCCUAGAAACACUUAAAUGAUAGGGAGAAAAGGACCACGGUCCUAUCUGCAUUGGCCAGGGGCGUGUGUAUCAAUCUUUUUCCAGGCUAUUAACCUGCUUAUUAACCAGCAGAGCCAGGCCUUGGUGUCCAUUGGUCAACCUGGGCUUCCCUUGGCCCCUCCUAACCAUGAUCUCUGCUUCCUCUUUCCCCUGAGGGUGGCAACACUCCCUCACAUAAUUUUCCCCAUCACUGUGACCUUUAAAUAACUUCAAGGAUAAUAAAUUUGAUACUGUUUCUCCCUUUUCAA
Molecule: messenger RNA, 2849 nt
Organism: Vicugna pacos (alpaca)
Lineage: Eukaryota; Metazoa; Chordata; Mammalia; Artiodactyla; Camelidae
Source: RefSeq, a predicted model, not a curated record